This is a messenger RNA of Halteromyces radiatus, 824 nucleotides long. RefSeq lists its product as uncharacterized. The record is from RefSeq and is a predicted model, not a curated record. The transcript is spliced from 3 exons. Gene Ontology annotation, cellular component: cytoplasm; membrane; mitochondrion. Lineage: Eukaryota; Fungi; Mucoromycota; Mucoromycetes; Mucorales; Cunninghamellaceae. The coding region runs from base 32 to 664 and encodes 210 amino acids.
CUUUUCAAUCAGUCCCAAUCCAUUCAUAACAAUGCAAAGUUUGAUACAACGUUAUCAAAGCAAUUUGAUGGAACGUCCAAUACGCACUUUUGCUAUUCAGUCUGGCAUUAUGCAACUGAUAGGGGAUGGUAUUACACAACAAGUUAUUGAAAAAAGAGGAAAAGAUCAUGAUCCUUGGCGAUCAGCUCGUAUGUUGACUUAUGGAGCUUGCAUUGGUGGACCUGUUGUUGGAACUUGGUUUGGUUUUGUUAAUAGAUUCAUUACGAUAAAGCAUUGGUUUGGAGCUGCUUUGGCAAGAACAGCUUUGGAUCAAAUCAUGUUCACUCCUGUUAUUCUUAGUUGUUUUAUGGGUGGUAUCUCUAUUUUGGAAAGAAGAAGUUUAAAUGAAAUUAAAGAAAAAUUUGAAACCAGUUACUUUAAAGGAUUGAUGAAUGCAUAUCGAUUCUGGCCUUUCGCAAACUUGUUUGUAUUCAGUAUGGUACCUUUAAUGUAUCGACCUCUUGUUAAUGGAACUUUUGCUAUUGGAUGGAAUUCUUAUUUGUCUUAUCUAAAUCAAAAUGCUCUUGAACAAUUACCAUCAUUAUCGGUUAAUGCGGACAUCAAAUUACCUCUAUACCAACAAACGACUGGAGAACAUACUACUACUACUACCUUGGAAACUUAGAUUCCCCCUUAUUCAAUAUUAUAGACUUUUUAUUAUAUACAUCAUAUAUAUAUAUAUUUCAUUUUACAAUAGAUUCACCCCCUUGUUUUAUAUAUUUAGUAUUAUUAUUAUUAGAGACAUUUUUGUUGAAAGUUUUCAAUACAACUAGCAUAUUCCUCAU